Molecule: messenger RNA, 2047 nt
Organism: Acanthoscelides obtectus
Lineage: Eukaryota; Metazoa; Arthropoda; Insecta; Coleoptera; Chrysomelidae
Source: the annotation of a GenBank genome assembly
AUCGCAUCAUACAGGGUGUCGCAGUAUUCCGUGGUCGUACGAGUACCACGUAUUUUGAAACUCAAAAUGAAGUCGGUUUUACCUGAUUCACCUGUAUGCAAAAGUGCUUCUUUUCAAAACACAUUUUCUCUGAUAUUUUGGAACACAUAUUCCGUGACAUUUCUAUAUCCACGGAAUAUUGGGACACCCUGUAUAAGGUCCCGUGUGAAUGUUAGGUCAAUGUCCGAUCGUAUGCAUCUAAUAUAAUAAUUUUACUUUUGAUUUGCUGUCAUCAAUAAAAUUCAAUAAAAGCCAGUUGUGCGAUUGAUACCAACUCGAUAUCAACUCAUUCCGAUUCAUGAUAGACAAUCUGCACGAUUGCAGUAUCACAGAUAGUUUUGUUUUUUUCAAAACAAAGAUAAAGCGAAUACAUGCAAAACAACACUAAAAUGUCAGAUCAAAGACGUCCGUGAUCGCUUUUCGUUUCGUGUGCGAACAUGAACGCGGUUUUUUCGAACUUGUGCUCGAGCAGAGGACGUCGAGGAUUCGCCACUGCUGCGGACAUUUUCGCCGGGCAAACGAGGAUCAAAGCAAGACCCGAGAAGAGCAUCUUGCCCAUUCCCACUUACGGUGGGAGGCAUAUAGUCACCAUGCUCCCAGGUAUAGGCUCCGGUCCAAAAAUGAUGGAGUAUGUGACAGAUGUAUUCAAGGCGGCCUAUGUCCCUAUAGACUUUGAGAUCAUCGAUAUCAACAUCGAAAAAGAAGAUCAGAUAAAAUUUGCUCUAUCUUCCAUGAUUCGUAAUGGCGUAGGAAUUAAGGGUCAUAUUCCCCAGUUAGCAGACACCUCGGCAAACGUAACGUUGCGUUCCCAUCUGGAUCUCUACGUAUAUCUCGUCCACUGCAAAAGCUAUCCCAACAUAAGAUGCAGAGUGCCGGGUCUGGACAUCGUGGUGUUCAGACAGAAUACGGAAGGAGAGUACGCCAUGUUAGAGCACGAGUCGAAGCCGGGCAUCGUGGAGAGUCUCAAGAUCAUCACCAGAGAGAAUACGGAGAGGUUCGCGAGAUGGGCAUUCGAAUUCGCGAUGAAUGAGUGCAGGAAAAAAGUCACUGUCGUACAUAAGGCGAAUAUUAUGAAGCUAUCCGACGGUCUGUUCCUGAAAACAGUAUUAGACGUAGCGAAAGACUAUCCCGAAAUCGAAGUGAACGAUCUUAUCGUCGACAACUGUUGCAUGCAAUUGGUCUCCAAGCCUCACAGUUUCGACGUGAUUCUCACCCCCAACCUAUACGGAAAUAUCAUAACUAGUAUUAUAUGUGGAUUGAUCGGAGGACCUGGUCUCAUGUCCGGAAGGAAUUAUGGCGACUCCAGUGCCGUGUUUGAAGUUGCUUCGCGACAUAUAUCGUUUGCAGACGAGAAAUACGUGAAUCCGGUGGCGAUGAUCAACGCAGGUAUAGACAUGCUGACAUAUUUGAAGAAAGAUGCUCACGCAUCUAUUAUCCGUAACGCAGUCUACAAUACUUUAGUCUACGACAAAAUUCAUACUCCAGAUAUUGGCGGGACACACACGGGAGCUGAAAUGGUGGAGGCUAUCAAAGAAAAUAUAUACCGAGAGAUGAAGACAACGGAAAUAUCUACUUUUUGAUGACGAUGAAACUUUUAUAUGUAAAAAUUGUAUUGUGAUAUUAAAUAAAAUAAGUUAUAUCAAAUUCGUCGAUGUUACUCCUCACGACGACGUACUGGUAGGAAGUGCUGUCAUCGAGAAAAAAAUUUAAAAUGAUGUCACGAAAAAACAAGCAAUAAUAAUGAUCAUUUAUUAAUAGCAGAAAAUUCUGUUUAAAUCCAUUGAAUAUCUCUUACAAAUUUAGGAAUAUCUAAUAGAUGAAAUGAAACUCAACGUUUUAACAUUCUAUGUUUGAAUACUUUUGUAUUGUAAAUCGUUGUUUGUCCAAAAAUGUCUGUCAAAUAUAAGAAGACUAGUCUAACAAUAAAGAAUAUCACCUCGAUAGCGCUGAUUACACUUACUCCUAGGAGUAAAGAUAAAAUUCCUCCAAAAUUACCUGUAAAGAAAAC